Messenger RNA from Sporothrix schenckii 1099-18, 396 nucleotides. Its product is annotated as large subunit ribosomal protein L32e. Bases 1 to 396 code for a protein of 131 amino acids. NCBI's taxonomy places the organism in Eukaryota, Fungi, Ascomycota, Sordariomycetes, Ophiostomatales, Ophiostomataceae. The transcript is spliced from 4 exons. Gene Ontology annotation, molecular function: structural constituent of ribosome. Gene Ontology annotation, biological process: translation. The record is from RefSeq and is a predicted model, not a curated record. Gene Ontology annotation, cellular component: cytosolic large ribosomal subunit; ribosome.
AUGGUUUCCGCGAAGAAGCACGUUCCUAUCGUCAAGAAGCGCACCAAGCACUUCAGCCGGCACCAAAGUGACCGGUUUAUGCGCGUUGACUCUAGCUGGAGAAAGCCCAAGGGUAUUGACAGCCGUGUUCGUCGGCGAUUCCGGGGCCAGCAGGUCCUGCCGUCGAUUGGCUUCGGCUCCAACAAGAAGACCCGCCACAUGACCCCGUCUGGACACAAGGCCUUUCUUGUCAGCAACGUCAACGACGUCGAGCUUUUGCUGAUGCACAACCGGACAUACGCCGCGGAGAUUGCCCACAAUGUCUCCUCGAGAAAGAGAAUCGAUAUUAUUGCAAGAGCGAAGCAGCUGGGCGUCAAGGUGACCAACUCGAAGGCUAAGGUUACGACUGAGGUGUGA